Messenger RNA from Raphanus sativus (radish), 1231 nucleotides. Its product is annotated as protein-tyrosine-phosphatase IBR5. Gene Ontology annotation, biological process: auxin-activated signaling pathway; protein dephosphorylation; abscisic acid-activated signaling pathway. The record is from RefSeq and is a predicted model, not a curated record. Gene Ontology annotation, cellular component: nucleus. The coding region runs from base 253 to 1038 and encodes 261 amino acids. The transcript is spliced from 5 exons. Gene Ontology annotation, molecular function: protein tyrosine/serine/threonine phosphatase activity; MAP kinase phosphatase activity. NCBI's taxonomy places the organism in Eukaryota, Viridiplantae, Streptophyta, Magnoliopsida, Brassicales, Brassicaceae.
GUCUCUAUCCUAACAGUUUAUAGGAGAGUCAGAGAAGAAGAAGCAAGGAGAAGAGGACAAGUCGUAUAAUUUGUUUUAUUCUCUUCUCUGGCGAAAACCCAAAACUCCUUCAAGUCUCCCCUCUUCUCCUUCCCGAUUCUUUCUUUCCUUCAAAAAAAAAGAUUCAAUCUUUCCAUCUUCUUAUUAACCCUAAAAUCCCUAAUUAAAACGCCCUUUACGAUUCCUUUUCCUCUAAUCUCCCCAAAUUGAAUUAUGAGGAAGAGAGAGCGAGAGAACCCUUGUUCGCUUUGUGGGCACUAUCACAAGUACGAGGAAGGAGAGGUCUGCGGAAUCUGUGGCCAUCGUAAGCCUGAUGAAUCCUCUGAUGUCGCUGCUCCGCAAGUCCACUCGGGCGCUUUUCCGACGGAGAUCUUGCCGGAGUUUCUCUACCUCGGAAGCUACGACAACGCCUCUCGUUCUGAGGUUCUCAAGACUCAGGGAAUUUCUCGAGUUCUUAAUACGGUUCCUAUGUGCCAGAAUCUCUACAGGAACUCAUUCACUUACCAUUGCCUCUCUGAUGAUAAAGUCUUACAGUUCGAUGAUGCUAUCAAGUUCCUAGACCAAUGUGAGAAGGACAAGGCACGUGUUCUUGUGCACUGCAUGUCAGGGAAAAGCAGAUCACCAGCGGUUGUUAUAGCGUAUUUGAUGAAACGUAAAGGGUGGAGACUCGCUGAGAGUCAUCAGUGGGUUAAGCAACGGAGACCCACAACAGACAUAACUCCAGAGUUCUACCAACAACUGGAGGCGUUUGAGCAGACUAUACUUGGAUCAAGAGAAGGGAUGAUGGCGGCGAUGAAUAUCAACGAUCCUCCAACAUUUGGGUUUGGUUUCCCUAAGGCUAAUAAUAAUAGUCAAGCGCCAGUCCCUGUGUUCAACAAUGCUUCUGCUUCUUCUAUAUUUUCGUCCCCUGCUUCAAGUAUCCUUCCUCACGGAUUCACUUUUGGAGCAGCUCCACCGAAGCCAACAACUGGCGAUGAUAUUAUCAUGGAUGGCUCUUAAUACCAAAAUAUCUUUCUCUUGCAAGAACAUUCUGCUCUGAGGAUAUUUUCUCUUUUAAAAAAAAUUAUAAAUGGAUAUUGGUGCAAUGCUUGCGAAAGUUUGGGGUUUGGGAGAUUUAAGUAAGAUGAAUCUUUGUUGUUUUGCACAUGUCUCUCUUUGCCAAAAAGAGGCAUCUUUUCCUCUUUGAUAACCA